AUGUUUACGUGUGCAAGCUGUGGAGUGCAACAUACUGACGGACCUACAUGCAGCGCCUGCCGACGCCACUAUGACUUUCAGUGCUCUGGAAUUACAGAAUCGGGCUAUCGCAAACUUGGUGACCGGAAAAACACCUGGCGUUGCCUAAAAUGCAAAUCAAGCUCGUCUCCAUCACCAGCUACGUCCUCAUUGCAACAAUCAUCAAGCCAACUGGAUCAGAUGCAAGAACAACUCAAGAGGAUAACUACUCAACUAGUUCCACUGGCAUCACUCGUUGAAGACAUCAAGCAGAUAAAAAAUGAGUUGACUAACGUUAAGGACUCACUGGAACUGGCGCACGAGCUGAUUAACAGCUUCUCAGAUAAGGUCAAAAGCCUGGAUGCGAAAAUUGUGAGCCUUGAGAAAGUUGCAAAUGAGGUUCCUACGUUGCGCUCUGAGGUGAAUAGACUCAACCUUGAGUUACAGGACAGAGACCAGAGAGAUCGAGCCAACAAUAUCGAAAUUAGGGGAAUUCCACAAGGAAAAUCAGAAAACUUAUACGAAAUUGUUCAAAAAAUUGGCAAUUUUAACGACUACGCUAUAAAAAAAGAAGAUAUCAACUAUAUAGCACGUGUCCCAACUAGAGUCCCUAAGAUUGAAAAGCCAAUAAUAGUGUCAUUCUACAGUCGUUACACAAAAGAAAACUACGUAGCAGCGUCGCGUAAGAAGAAACAAAACAAACUGUCAGAUGUAAUGUGUUCGGUGUUUGAGGGUCGUGUAAGAGGUUCAAUUAGAACAUAG
Ostrinia furnacalis (Asian corn borer) is the source of this 780-nucleotide messenger RNA. RefSeq lists its product as uncharacterized. Bases 1 to 780 code for a protein of 259 amino acids. The record is from RefSeq and is a predicted model, not a curated record. NCBI's taxonomy places the organism in Eukaryota, Metazoa, Arthropoda, Insecta, Lepidoptera, Crambidae. The transcript has a single exon.